Rana temporaria (common frog) is the source of this 652-nucleotide messenger RNA. Its product is annotated as 40S ribosomal protein S10. The transcript is spliced from 6 exons. The coding region runs from base 108 to 608 and encodes 166 amino acids. NCBI's taxonomy places the organism in Eukaryota, Metazoa, Chordata, Amphibia, Anura, Ranidae. Gene Ontology annotation, molecular function: structural constituent of ribosome; RNA binding. The record is from RefSeq and is a predicted model, not a curated record. Gene Ontology annotation, cellular component: cytosolic small ribosomal subunit.
CAGGCAGUGCCUUAGACGUCCUAGUUGGGGUCCUACAGGCAGAGGGAAGUAGCUCGAUCUGCGCAUGCUCUUUCCUUUCCUGCUCGGCUGCCGAGAAAGCUGCAAAGAUGUUGAUGCCCAAGAAAAACCGUAUUGCCAUCUACGAGCUCCUGUUUAAGGAGGGCGUUAUGGUGGCCAAGAAGGAUGUGCAUAUGCCAAAGCAUCCAGAGUUGGCAGACAAGAAUGUACCUAACCUCCAUGUCAUGAAGGCUAUGCAGUCUUUGAAGUCUCGAGGAUAUGUGAAGGAGCAGUUUGCUUGGCGUCACUUUUACUGGUACUUGACAAAUGAAGGCAUCCAGUACUUGCGGGAUUUCCUACACCUUCCUCCAGAGAUUGUUCCUGCAACUCUAAGAAGGAGUCGUCCUGAGACAGGCAGACCACGACCUAAAGGUCUAGAGGGUGAACGUCCUGCUCGCUUGUCCCGUGGUGAGACAGACAGAGAUACCUACAGACGCAGUGCUGCUCCACCUGGUUCUGACAAAAAGGCUGAGGCUGGUGCUGGAGCCGCUACAGAAUUCCAGUUUAGAGGAGGAUUUGGACGUGGUCGUGGACAGCAGCCCCCCCAGUGAUGCACAUAAAAUUUCAUUUGUGAAUAAAUUUUUGACACCACUUA